Molecule: messenger RNA, 219 nt
Organism: Lactuca virosa
Lineage: Eukaryota; Viridiplantae; Streptophyta; Magnoliopsida; Asterales; Asteraceae
Source: the annotation of a GenBank genome assembly
AUGACUUCCAUUUUCUCCAAUAAACCCAGAACUAAAAAAGUACCAAACUUUACUCAAUUUCCAAUUGAAGCUCUUUUCCUCAAAACAGUUUUCACAUCUUCCACCAAGCAAUGCAGGAGUUCGAGUCUGCAGCUUGCCACUGGUACCUACACCUUUCCAGAUUUAGAAAGUAAUUUGUUGAAGUAUGAGGAAGGCUGGAUUGGGAAAGAAUUGAAUUGA